Humulus lupulus (European hop) is the source of this 2432-nucleotide messenger RNA. Its product is annotated as probable inactive receptor kinase At1g27190. NCBI's taxonomy places the organism in Eukaryota, Viridiplantae, Streptophyta, Magnoliopsida, Rosales, Cannabaceae. Bases 261 to 2075 code for a protein of 604 amino acids. Gene Ontology annotation, biological process: protein phosphorylation. The transcript has a single exon. The record is from RefSeq and is a predicted model, not a curated record. Gene Ontology annotation, molecular function: protein kinase activity; protein binding; ATP binding.
AGCCAAAUCAGAAACUGAAAGAAAACUGACUAAAAAUCGACACCCAGUCAAACCUGCACCUGCUUUUGUCUAUUUCUUUCUCUAUCUAUCUGAGCUUCCCUCACUGUCAAUGGCCGAUUAUCUCUCUCACCCUUCACCACCUCUUUCACUACUACUUUCUCCUCCGUUCUCUCUGCAACUUCCCGUUUUCCCAAAUUGACAUAAUACCCAAAGCCCAUAACUUAGUUAUCCUAAAAAAAAAUAAGAAAAGAAAAAACGCCAUGAAGAUCGUCUUCGUUUGCUUCGUUCUCAUAGCUUCAGUCUUAGUCUUCUCCAUUGAAGACGACGUUAUGUGCGUUCAAGGCGUCAGAAAAUCUCUCUCCGACCCAUUAGGGAAACUCGGUGCAUGGGCCUUUUCAAACGCGUCCGUACCCUCAAUCUGCAAGCUCGUCGGAGUUUCCUGCUGGAACGAGAAGGAGAAUCGCCUCAUCAGCAUCCAGCUUCAGAAUAUGGAACUUUCUGGCCAACUCCCGGAACCUCUCAAGUUCUGCCGGAGCCUCCAAACCCUUGAGAUAUCUAAUAACGAGCUCUCUGGUUCGAUCCCUCCCCAAAUCUGUACCUGGUUGCCUUAUCUGGUAACCUUAGAUCUCUCUAACAACCGCUUCACCGGUUCGAUCCCACCUGAGAUUGUUAACUGUAAGUUUCUCAACACCCUGAUCCUUGACGGUAACAGGUUGAGCGGUUCGAUCCCGUACGAGCUGGGCCGGCUCGAACGGUUGAAGAAGUUCUCGGUGGCCAAUAAUGAUCUAACGGGUACGAUUCCGUCUGAUUUGUCGAGUUUUGAGAAAGAUUGGUUUGAAGGGAAUAGUGGGCUUUGUGGUGCGCCUCUUGGGUCUAAAUGUGGUGGGUUGAGCAGUAAAAGCCUUGGCAUUAUCAUCGCCGCCGGGGCUAUCGGUGCCGCCGUGUCCCUGAUUUUGGGUUUUGCUCUUUGGUGGUGGUUCUUCGUUAGAGUUAGUCGAAAAAGACGAGGUUUUAAUGUUUCUGAUGGUGGUAAGGACUUUGGUGGUUGGGUUGGUUUAUUGAAGGCUCAUAAACUAGCCCAGGUCUCUUUGUUUCAGAAACCCAUUGUUAAGGUCCGGUUAUCUGAUUUGUUGGUAGCUACCAACAAUUUUGAUUCCCAAAACAUUGUGAUUUCAACUAGAACUGGGGUCUCUUACAAGGCCGUUUUGCCUGAUGGGUCAGCUCUUGCCGUGAAGAGGUUGAAUGCUUGCAAGCUUGGUGAAAAGCAGUUUAGGUCGGAGAUGAACAGGUUGGGGCAGCUUAGGCAUCCAAAUUUGGUGCCCUUAUUGGGUUUCUGCGUUGUGGAAGAAGAGAAGCUUUUGGUCUAUAAGCAUAUGUAUAAUGGAACCUUAUACUCUCAGUUGAAUGGAAGUGGUAACGUUAAUAGUCAGUAUGGUUUUUUGGAUUGGCCCACAAGGCUCAAGAUCGGAGUAGGUGCAGCUAAAGGUUUGGCAUGGCUUCACCAUUCAUGUCAACCACCAUAUAUGCAUCAGAACAUUAGUUCCAAUGUCAUUCUCCUUGAUUAUGAUUUUGAAGCUCGGAUUACAGAUUUUGGGUUGGCAAGGCUUGUAGGUACUCGUGAUUCUAAUGAUAGCUCAUUCGUAAAUGGAGAUUUGGGAGAGUUUGGAUAUGUUGCUCCCGAGUACUCAAGCACAAUGGUGGCAUCUCUGAAAGGAGAUGUUUAUGGCUUUGGAGUAGUGCUUCUGGAAUUAGUUACAGGGCAGAAACCAUUGGAGGUGUAUCAUGGAGGAGAAGGAUUCAAGGGGAACUUGGUAGAUUGGGUGAAUCAGUUGAUAAGUUCUGGUCGAAGCAUAGAUGCUAUAGACAAUGCUCUGUCAGGGAAAGGUGACGACGAUGAAAUAUUGCAUUUUAUGAAAGCUGCAUGCAGUUGUGUGGUUUCUAGGCCCAAGGAUAGACCUUCUAUGUACCAAGUUUACGAGUCUUUGAAAAGCGUGGCUGACAAACAUGGUUUCUCCGAGCAGUAUGACGAGUUCCCAUUGAUCUUUGGCAAACAGGAUCUUGAUUACAAGGAGUAGGGAAGGGAUUAGAAAGGUUUCCACUUGAGUUAGAUUCCUCUGUUCUAUUACUCAUUUGUUGCAUGAUUCUGUAUCAUACUACUUGAGUCAUCCAUUUUUAUUCUCAAGUGGUCCAGAGAAUAUCUAUUUUUCCUUUGUUGUUCUUUCUAGAAAUCUAAUCAUAUCAAAUAUUAUUCCACCAAAAAGGUGGGAACCCUUUCAAUAGAGAUUCCAUCCCAUUUUGUAAUUUGUAUUAUACUAAACCUUUCCCUGUUCAUGCUUAAUAUUGCAAGUUUCCAUUUACGUGUAGUGUAUGUUUUAAUCUUAUAUUGAGGUAUUAUUGCCUACAUAUUAAAUGUUUCAACCCCAUUUGUCUCA